ACUCGUUGUUCGUUUCGAACAGAACAGAACUGAGGAAACCGAAUAGAACAGAGUACGAUUGUUCAUAUAAUAGAAUUGAACAAUAUAGCACAGUGUAUAACAGAACGAAUUGAAUUAAUGAUCUCUUGCCAGAAUGCCCGAUAACAGUAACAAAUUUUGUGAAUCAAAUGAUAUACGCGUAAACAUACCGGGAUGGAUCAAUGAGGCAUACUUAAAAAAGUUGCUCAAACGUGAACUCAGCGAUUUUCGCAAAAUUUUGAAUCUCUCGAUAAUACCAGCAACGUCUCCGGGCGAGAGUGAGUGCUCCACCUCCACGUCGUUGUUAAUGCGCAUUAUCAUCGACAUCGAAAUGAAAGAUGGAUUCACACAACAGAAGUCAUACAUUUUGAAAACAAUGUUGACUGAUGCCGAGGGCAUUGGGUUUAUCAAUACCUUGAACAUCUUUCCCAAAGAGAAACAGAUGUACGAGCUGAUCAUACCCCAACUGGAGCAGCUCUAUCAGCAGCAUGGCAGGACUGUCAAGUUUGGACCCAAAUGUCACUUGGCGGAGAAUGUAAAUGGACGCAUCACUCUUGUGUUGGAGGAUUUAAGAACCAAAAAGUUUGUCAAUAUCAAUCGCCUUAAGGGUUUCAAUUUGAAGCAAAUGCAGCGUGUUCUGGAAAAACUAGCUGAAUUUCAUGCAGCAAGUGCUGUGUGGCAUCAACUCUAUGGUUCUUUUCCUGAGGACUUUCAGCGUGUUUAUUUGCCAGCAAACUAUAAUAAAUCCAAGACUUAUCAGGCCCGUAUUCAGAGCUAUAAGACAGCAAUGUCUUCCUGGGGCUUUACGAAUCCUGAGCAAUAUGCCAGUCGUAUUCCCACAGCGGAUCAGUUUGUGCAAUGCGCAGCAAGUUGCUUUAACAGCGAUCCUCAGGAAUUCAAAGUACUUAAUCAUGGAGAUUUUUGGUCUGGAAAUAUUCUACUAAAUGCCUCUUUAGCCUGCGAUAUCAACGAUCUACGCUUUGUUGACUUCCAGCGCUGUAGAUGGGGUUCUCCCGCCCAAGAUCUUUGGGAACUUAUAAUCUGUUCCUCCCAUCACGGUAUUCGAAUUAAACAGUUUGAUUACUUCAUUAGAAUCUAUCACACUCAUCUUAUCCAAAGUCUUAAACUACUCAACUAUGCCAAACCUCUGCCAUUACUCAAGGAACUGCACAUGAGUAUGAUCAAAUAUGGAUUUUGGGGAUACUUUACUACAUUUACGCAUCUGGUGCUCAUUCUGUUGCCUGUGGACAAGGAUGCCAGUCUGCCAAAACUCAUGCAACCUGGUGAGGAUGGGGAUCGAGUUCGCGCCAAGGUAUAUACAAAUCCCCUAUAUGUACGCGCUGCCCUUAGCAUAUUCCCGUUUCUGCAUCGGCGUGGCCUUCUAGAAAUUGAAAUGGGCACUGGUAAGAAUGUGAACUAUGUGGCACCCGAGUGGCUGACAGCAGAGUUCCUGCAAGAUGUACUUAAGGAGCACUUCAAAGAGGAGCAGCUGACGGUGAGCGAUUUGCUGGUGAAGAGUGCCAAUGUGGGAGAUGUCGUCGUCGGAUUUGCGAGCGAAAUGCAUCGGGCGUGUUUCAAUCUGCAGCGUGGAGAUGUCAAGAGUAAGUUUUCGGUGUUCGUCAAGGAUCAUCCAAAGGGUCAGACGGGUGCCAUUGCAUUGCGAAGCAAGCUCUUCAAACGCGAAAUAUUAGCCUAUAAAGAGGUGCUACCCAGAGUUCAGUCACUGCUCGAGUCAAUUGGCGACAAGACGCAAAUCGCUCCCAAGUGUUAUUAUACAACGGAGAGUCCGGAGCCCUUUCUCAUAUUGGAGGACAUGCAGUUAAGUGGAUUUGAGAACUUUGAACGUGGUCGUCUGCUCAACUUGGAUUAUGUGCUGCCCACCAUCGAGAAGCUGGCCAAGUUACAUGCCUGCAGUGCCGUCAUUGCCAAAGAGAAUCCAGAAGUGCUUGAGUUCUUUAACGAGGCGCCCAUUUCUCGCAACCCCGAUAGACGUGACUUUCUCAGUUUCUUCCCGGUAAACAUUCGCUGCGUUGCUGAGGAGAUUGCUCACUGGAAGGGCUUCGAAGAGAUCACCGAGAAAAUGUUCAAGCUGGCCGAAAAUGUUCUCCAGAGUGCAAUCAGCAUGUACGAGGAGCAGCAGAAGAGCUUCAAGGUCUUUAGCAUGGCAGAUAUUUGGAUUAACAAUCUAAUGUUUCACAUCAACAACGAAACGAAAGAGCCCGACAACGUUGUUGCCUUGGACUUCCAGUUAGCCUAUGUGGGUUCUCCAGCUGUCGACCUUAACUACUUCCUUUUUGGCUCAUUCAAUGAAAAUGUUCGCAAGGUGCAUUAUAAGUAUGUUAUACACCAGUACCACAGGGUGCUCCAACAAACCCUAGAAAAAUUAAAGUACCAGGGACACAUUCCCACACUUAAAGAGAUCCAUAUUGACCUGAUCAAGAACAGCCUAAUUGGUGUCAUUGGAGCAACUUGCCUAACUCCCCUGAUAUUCAGGGAAGGGGCUGGUUUUGACAACCUAGAGGAUUUGAACUCUCGCACUGAGACUGGCGAUCGUUUUCGACGUGAAAACGUUGAAAAUCCCAAAUAUCGGGCAUUUUUACAACGUACCGUCAAGGAGUUUGAACUAUCUGGUUUUUUGGACACAUAAUUUUCUUAGAAAUAAUACAGUUCAGUUCGAUCAAAUGCGAGGGCUUCCAAACCGACAAAUUAGUAUUAAAAGAUAUAAAAUUUGAGUUUACAGCCGUUAAUUUAAAUAAGUAUAAAGAGAGAACAAAUAAAUACUUGAUUUCCGUUUGUUAUAUCGAUUAAAACAUA
Drosophila innubila is the source of this 2832-nucleotide messenger RNA. RefSeq lists its product as uncharacterized. NCBI's taxonomy places the organism in Eukaryota, Metazoa, Arthropoda, Insecta, Diptera, Drosophilidae. The transcript is spliced from 7 exons. Bases 134 to 2665 code for a protein of 843 amino acids. The record is from RefSeq and is a predicted model, not a curated record.